Messenger RNA from Closterium sp. Naga37s-1, 3138 nucleotides. The record is from the annotation of a GenBank genome assembly. Lineage: Eukaryota; Viridiplantae; Streptophyta; Zygnematophyceae; Desmidiales; Closteriaceae.
AUGCUGCGCCAACAGCAGCAGCAACAUGUGCUUCUGCAGCAACAGCAGCCGCACCCUUUGUUACUGCAGCAGCAGCAGCAGCAGCAGCUGCUGCAGCAACAGCAGCAGCAUCAACCACAACAGCAGCAGCAGCAGCAGCAGCUCCAGCAGCAGCAGCCACAGCAGCAGCAGCAGCAGCAGCAGCAGCAGCAGCAGCAGCCGCAACAGCAACAGCAGCAGCAGCAGCAGCAGCUACUGCUGCAGAAGCCGCAACAGCAACAGCAGCAGCCUCAAAAACACUCUCUCUCAGAGCACUCCCUGCCCAACCUAUGGCGGAGCAAGAGGAGAAAAACAGCUCGCAAGGAGGAGGAGGAGGAGAUGGAGAAGGACGAUGGGAAUACAUCAGACGCCUUUCCUUCCUCACAGCCCAAAGUGCUCGAGCCUCUGCAUUACAGGGCCCUCCGAUCGAUCCAUGAGUCGAUCCGACAGGUGGAGAUGCUUUUUGGCGUGAAGGCGCUGCUGCUGAAAGAGAGGAUGGAUGGGGGAGAGGCUGGGGAGAACGGGGGUGAAGCGGCGGGGGAGCAGAAGGAAGGGGCAGAAGGGGGAGCGGGGGGAGCGGAGGGUGGGGAUGAAGCAGCAGAGGAGGAGGGGCAAGGAGAGGGGGGUGGUGGGGAUGUAAGCCCUGUAGCAAGAGGAGAAAACGUGGUGGCGAAAUGGGAGAAGGAGGAGAAGGAGGCGGAGACCCGCCGGCGCAAGGCAGCAGCGCAGCAUGGAGACCUGCUGAAGAUGCAGCUGCAGGAGCUGAUCUCAUGGUGGGAAAAGAAGGGUGACGGACGUCUGGGCCCGCGCGAGAGGGAUCCCUUCCAGGGCAAGCCAGAGGAGGAAAAGGCAGCGAAAGAAGAGCUGUUUGAGACAGUGCUAGCGGUGGUUCGGCUGCUGCCGGCGUUUCCUACGGAGUGCCAGGGGAGCCUGGGAAAGAUGUGUGAUGUGGGAGGGGAGGUGUGUGAGAGGACGGAUGUGGAUUUGUACUGGGUGGAGCGGGUGGUGGCAUACAACCCUCCCGAGGUGCUCAAGAUGAUGCGCACAGAGAAGGGCAUUAAGCAGCUGGAGGUGACGAUGCAAGAGAGGAAGGUGCGGGCGAGUGAGGAGGUGGUGGCACAGAUGGUGAGCGACUCAGCAGCUCAGCUCAGAGAGGGCGGCGUGGAGACCGAAGCGUUUGUGAUCAGCCUCAAGUGCCCUCUCUCCCUCGCCCGCAUCAAGGUGCCAGUGCGGGGCAAGAAGUGCUCCCACGAGAGCACAUUCGACCUCGCAUCGUACCUCCGCAUGAACCAGGGUCUGGCCAAGAACGUCAAGCGGGCGUGGCGCUGCCCUAUUUGCUACCAGCAGCUGCUGUGGUCCGAGCUGUUCCUGGAUGGAUUCAUGCAAAAGAUUCUUGAUGAAACGAGUGACGAGGUUGACGAGGUGGAGGUGUUUCCAGAUGGCAGGUGGAGAGUGGUGGAGAGCGGUGAUGGGGAGGACGGGAGCUUGGGCGAGGCGCCUCAAGAGUUGGCUCGUAUGGAUGGGCGAGAAGUGGUUGAGAGAGGCUCAGAGGCAGGGAGGGGUGGAGCAGCAGCAGCUGUGGUGGUUGGGAGGGAAGCAUUGGUGGUGGUGGGUGGGGCUUUAAGUGGGGUUGCUCCUGAGGCGCCUCAAACAUCGGCUCGCGUGGAUGGACCAGAGGCGGUUGGCAAUGGCGCUGAGGCGGAGAGGGAAGCGGCAGCUGUGGUGGGUGGGGCGUUGAGUGGGGUGCCUGAACCAGCAGGCAGUUUUGUGGAGGCGUCAUGUGUUGUGGCAGAGAUGAAAGGUGGGGUGCAUGGGCCUGCAGGUGAUAUGUCAGGUAUGGCAGGUAAGGCGCAUGCACCUGCAGAUGGGACGGCUGGGAUAGCAUGUGAUGCGCAUGCAUCUGCAAAAGGGACGCCUGGGAUGGCAUCUGAGGCGCAUGGGCCUGCAAAAGGGACGGCUGGGAUGGCAUCUGAGGCGCAUGGGCCUGCACAAGGAAUGGACUGGAGGAUUGAAGAGAAAAUGGUUGCUGAUUCCAAUGGGUGUGGGCUUCAGAAGAAGAGUGCUAGGGAAGAGACAGAGCAAGGGGGACAGUGUCGAGAAUUGCUGGUGGGGAGUGUGGUGGGACGAGGGGAGGUGAAGAAGGAGGAGCAAGUAUGGGAGGGUUGUGAUCUGCUGUUGGGGAGUGUGGUGGGAGGAGGGGAGGCGGAAGAGGAGGGCUGUGCUAGGGGUAGGGGCACGAGCGUGGGUGGAGUUAAGAGGAAGAGAGACGAAGAUAUGGGAGGAGAAGGAGCGGAAGGUGGAGGAAAGGGAGAGGGGGAAGCGGACGGAAGUAAGGAACAGGCUGAAAGGGUUUCAGAUAUGGGGAUGGAGAGGAGGAAUGGGAAGGAUGAGAAGGAUGAGAAGGAUGAGAAGUUUGGGAAGGUUGGGAAGGGAGGGGAGGAGGAAAUGGACGGGAAAGAGGGGAAGGGAGGGAAGGAUGGUGUAAGCACGGGUGGUUCUGCUGGCAGUGGUGGUUCAGGGAGCGGCUCAGGGCAACGGAAGGGCAAGAAGACUGUUAUGGUGGUCCGUGAUGGUGCUGCUGCUAGGAGUGCUGGUGCUGCUAAAGCUGUGGAAGCAGAGGUGAUUGAACUGCUGUCCGAUUCAGAUGAAGAGGAGGAAGAGGAGAAGGGUGCUGCUGGUGCUGCUGGUGCUGCUGGUGCUGCUGGUGCUGGUGGUGCUGGUGCGGGUGCUGGUGCUGGUGCUGGUGCUGCCGGUGAUGGUGAUGGUGGUUCUAGUUAUGCUGGUGCUGCUGCUGCUGCUGUUGGCGUUGCUGCUGGUGGAGCAUCAGUUAUCCCUGCCCUCCCUCUCAAGCCUCGCGCCUCCCCUUACCUCCCUCGAAUAUCCCUUCUUUUCCGCCCUUCCAUGCUCCUGGUUUCCCUGUCUUUUGUCCGUGUGUCAUCUCUUUUUUGUCUCCUCUGUAGAGCAGAGGGAAUGCAGCGGACACAGGAGGAGGAGGAGGAGGAGGAGGAGGAGGAGGAGGAGGAGGAGGAGGAGGAGGAGGAGGAGGAGGAGGAGGAGGAGGAGGAGGAGGAGGAGGAGGAGGAGGAGGAGGAGGAGGAGGAGGAGGAGGAGGACCUUUAA